Molecule: messenger RNA, 909 nt
Organism: Ascochyta rabiei
Lineage: Eukaryota; Fungi; Ascomycota; Dothideomycetes; Pleosporales; Didymellaceae
Exons: 2
Coding region: 1-909 (302 amino acids)
Source: RefSeq, a predicted model, not a curated record
AUGGGGCGCUUCGCAACACUAAAUGCCGACACUCAAGACCUUGUGAACUGCCUUCUCCCUGUCCUAGCUGCCGACUUCAAAGUCAAGACCGCGCUGGAGAUCAUUCCGGUAGACAUCCGCAUGCGUGCGUGGGACUGUGAACGGCGCGACCACAUCAAGGACGAGACGGAGAAUGACCCGCGCAAUUGGGGUGUCCAAUUCCUCAAGGAUCUCAAGUCUAUCACACGCCUCAACGGCGGUAACCUUGAAGAAUUUCAAGCACGCCUAAGGGCCAAGGUCGACAAGCACGAGGCCAAUCAUCCAUGGUGCCGCCUAAGUGACGUCAAGGAGCUCAAGGCUGAGUACGAGCAUCCCGAUCGCCCAAAGCCGCCAUCUGACUGCGAGUCCUACGUUUCUUCCAUUGACUCGUACCUGGAAGAGCUACAUGAGCCAGAUCUGCCCAAGGGUGUGAAGCGGGAUCGAAAGCGCAACCAUGAAAUUUACGAGACUCGUCUGCAACUACCACGAAAGCAAGGCCGUCUCCGCCGCGCUGAAGACGGCACGGUCUACCGCAAGGUGAAGAAUACAGACAAGCGCCGCAAGAUCCGCGAAUCUACGGAGCGCAGUACGCCCGAUAUCUACGCUCGUCGUCCUAACAGGACAGUGGCCUCGGAUGAGGACGAGGUUGAUAACGCGUACUUCGGUGACAUGCGUACCCGUCCUCGUUCAUCGUUCUCAGCCACUCCACGAGCGUUCUCCCGCUCUGACAUUGCAGAUGCCGUGAACACAUCCAACGAACCACUUGAGGUACAGAAGCUGCAGGCUGAGCUCGAGUUGGCUGAAGCAGAGCUUAGGGCUGCCCGCCUGAAAUAUCAGUACAUUCAAGCGCGAGAGGCCGCUGGAAGAGGUGGAGCACCCAAGUUGGGUUAG